UCGUCCCAGAAUUCCUUCAGUCGUAUUUAGUGAGCGCUUCCUGCGUAGUAAGCGCUUGGGGGAAUAUGAGGAGCUGAACAUGGGUUGGCUGCUUGGGGAGAUGUGUACGUCCCCGGGAAGGAGGCAGAGAGGGAGAGACGCUCAAAUCUCCCACCUCUGCCUUAGAAGAUGUCUUUUUGGGGUCCGGAAAAGUGUAGGCAACGGAUACACCCAGCUGACGAACCAGAGGAGCCUCUCCCGUGCUCCUCCAGGGAUCCCCCGACCCCCUUCCGCCAUGCAAGGUCCCGCUGGUCGGACGUUGGCACUGGGGUCCUGCCUGCUGCUGGCCCUGUGUUCGGCUGGCGGUGCCCUGGGCCGGAGCCCUCGGAGCGGGCAUUCCCGGCAGGCCCCGGACGACUCUCAGGGACAACUCGCCUUGGAGGAGCUGUUGAUUCACACCGGCAGGGUCGAGGAGAAGGAAGAGCAAUACCAUCCGCAGCUGGAGAAGUUACCGCCACCUUCCAAGUGCACCCGCUGCUGUGACUCCGGAUAUGUGACCUUCCAGCCCUUGCCCCAGCCCCAAAUCAACCUCACCAUCCUAAAAGGCGAGAAGGGGGACAGAGGAGAACGAGGCCUCCAGGGCAAGUUCGGCAAGACGGGGUCGGUGGGCUCCAGGGGCCACGCGGGCCCCAAGGGGCAGAAGGGCACCGUGGGGGCCCCGGGAUCCGGGUGCAAGAACCACUACGCCGCCUUCUCCGUGGGCCGCCGGAAGGCCCUGCACAGCAACGACUACUACCAGACGCUCAUCUUCGACACGGAGUUCGUCAACCUGUACGGCCACUUCAACAUGUUCACGGGCCACUUCUACUGCUCCGUCCCGGGCGUCUACUUCUUCAGCCUCAACGUGCACACCUGGAACCAGAAGGAGACCUACCUGCACGUGAUGAAGAACGAGGCGGAGGCCGUCAUCCUCUACGCCCAGGCCAGCGACCGCAGCAUCAUGCAGAGCCAGAGCCUGAUGCUGGAGCUGCGGGAGGGAGACGAGGUCUGGGUGCGGGUCUUCAAGGGGGAGCGGGAGAACGCCAUCUUCAGCGAUGAGUUCGACACCUACGUCACCUUCAGCGGCUACCUGCUCAAGCACAGCGCCGAGCCCUGACCUCUCCCCGUCCCCCCGCUCCCUCGCCCGACGAGGACGGACCGGGCGGGUCGCGGCGGGGGAGAGGUCGG
Messenger RNA from Tachyglossus aculeatus (Australian echidna), 1206 nucleotides. RefSeq names its product C1q and TNF related 1 (gene C1QTNF1). Gene Ontology annotation, molecular function: protein binding. The record is from RefSeq and is a predicted model, not a curated record. NCBI's taxonomy places the organism in Eukaryota, Metazoa, Chordata, Mammalia, Monotremata, Tachyglossidae.